This is a messenger RNA of Nannizzia gypsea CBS 118893, 1407 nucleotides long. RefSeq lists its product as hypothetical. Gene Ontology annotation, biological process: regulation of intracellular pH. The record is from RefSeq and is a predicted model, not a curated record. The transcript is spliced from 3 exons. Gene Ontology annotation, cellular component: vacuole; membrane. Lineage: Eukaryota; Fungi; Ascomycota; Eurotiomycetes; Onygenales; Arthrodermataceae. Bases 1 to 1407 code for a protein of 468 amino acids.
AUGCUGCCUCUACCAUGCGCCCCAAACUCCAGCUGGAGCAGGUUCCGGCACCAGCUCAGCGCUGCCUUCAACGGCGUCGACCCUCGAGUCUUCACGGCGUUUUGGCUAUUCGGGUUAAUAAAUAAUGUUCUCUACGUCAUUAUUCUCUCUGCGGCACUCGAUCUCGUCGGUCCCAGCGUACCCAAGGGCGUUGUUCUACUCGCAGACGUGGUCCCGUCCUUCUUCACCAAGUUAUGCGCACCAUAUUUCAUCCAUAUCGUUCCUUAUCCUGUCCGUAUACUCAUAUUCGUCGCGCUAUCUACGCUCGGCAUGUUUUUGGUUGCCCUAUCGCCAGCCUACGACGCCACUACUGCCGGUGGUUCAAUAACAACCAAGAUGGUGGGAGUAAUGCUGGCUAGUCUAUCUAGCGGUGGUGGGGAGCUCAGUUUUCUCGGUCUCACCCAUUUCUAUGGGCCAUUUAGUCUGGCUGCAUGGGGUAGUGGAACGGGCGCCGCUGGGCUAGUGGGAGCUGGUGCCUAUGCUUUGGCUACCACAUCCUUUGGCUUCUCGGUCAAGACGACCCUUCUGGCCUCAGCACUUUUACCGGCGGUGAUGGUGAUAAGCUUCUUCGGUAUACUGCCAAGAGGGCCGAUGCUGCAGAUGAGGAAUGGAUACCAAACUAUUCAAGAGGUUGAGAGGGGAGAGCAUACACGGGAAGAUAUGCAGCCAGUAGCCGAUGAGCCUCCACCACAUCCUAAUGAUGGGAGGGAAUGCCUACUUGCGGAUCCUGCUGCUGCUGCUGCUGCUGCUGCUGCUGUGGACGACGACGACUUGAAGCAUGCAUGUCCACAGGAUAAAGGCCUAUCAUGGCAGCUGUUCAAAGCUAACCUAAGCCGUGCUAAGAGUCUAUUCUUUCCCUUCAUGUUUCCGCUUUUACUCGUCUAUAUCGCAGAAUACACCAUUAACCAAGGUGUCGCACCUACCCUCCUGUUCCCACUUAAGGAAAGCCCCUUCAAACACUUCCGCGCUUUUUACCCAACAUACAAUGCCAUCUACCAAGCCGGAGUGUUCAUCUCGCGGUCUUCAACCCCUUUCUUCCGCAUCCACGACUUGUACUUCCCAUCGUUUCUCCAGGUAUUCAAUCUUGGCCUACUGACUCUACACGCACUGUUCAACUUUAUACCAAACGUAUACAUUGUUUUCGUGGUUGUCUUUUGGGAAGGCCUCCUGGGCGGAUUGGUAUAUGUCAAUACCUUCGCGGAGAUCACGGAUCGCGUACCGAAGGAGGAACGAGAAUUUUCUCUAGGAGCAACCACUGUCAGUGACUCGGCAGGUAUUUGCAUUGCAGGUCUUUUGAGCAUGGUUUUUGAAGUUUGGUUAUGUAAUUGGCAGGUUUCCCAUGGGCGAGAUUAUUGCCAGAAGACAUAG